CUGUCAAAAAACAUUUUUUAAAUAUGUAAAUAAAAAAUUUGGUUCCGUUGUUAUUUACAUUUCGUAGCAUUACUGGGAGAAUUGUGAAUUUACUUCAGCUUUAAGGAAAUUUUAUUAAUUAAAAUAGCGGCUUCUUUCAAUAGCCAUGGACAGUGACGAAUUAGUUGGAGUAUUUCAAGAACUCUCGUGUAUACCAGCUGAUCCACCGGCUAAGCGGGAGCAAUGCUAUCGUUGCAGGAGACCAAAGACAGUAUGUUGGUGCCCAUUUCUUCCAAGAGAACCUUUAAAUGUAAAGAGUUCAAUUAUCAUACUUCAGCAUCCUGGAGAGGAAAAACGAUGUCUUCGUACUGCUCCUAUGCUAGAACAUUCUCUCCCCAAAGAAAAUUUUCUUUUAUUAAAAGGGAGAAGAUUCUCGUCUGCUGUAAAUGAACGAUUAAAAACUAUCUUUUCAUCAGCUAAUACUGUCUUGUGUUAUCCUGGACCUGAAGCUGUAGAUAUUGAAACUUUGCCAAAAGUAGAUGAAAUUAGUAGUGGUUAUAAUAUCAUAAUUCUUGAUGGAACAUGGCCACAAGCAAAAUCUUUAUAUGCUAACUGUGAUGAGUUGAAAAAGAUAAAGCAAAUUCAAAUCAAUUCAGAUGGGGCAAGUGAAUAUGUAAUUAGAACUCAACCUACUGAAAAAUCCUUGUCAACUGUUGAAACUGCAGCAUUAGCUCUUUCUAUUUUAGAAGGAAAACCAGACUUGAAAGAUGCACUCUUACAACCUCUGAAAGCAUUAUGCAGUUUCCAACUUGCCCAUGGGGCUGUAACUCAUCAAAGCAAAGAAUUUUUGAUAAGAAACGGUUUACAUAAAUCUCAAAUUCAGUAUUGUUUAUCUUAACAUCUUUAUUUUAUAUUACUUUCACUAAAUGUCAGAAAAAGACUUUUUAAUUCAUGUUUUCUCUGUAUAUAAUUUUCACUUUUAUGUGUCUGAGUGUAAUAAAGUUAUUAUUUACCUGUU
This is a messenger RNA of Argiope bruennichi, 997 nucleotides long. It is a transcript of the gene Dtwd2, whose product is annotated as tRNA-uridine aminocarboxypropyltransferase 2-like. The transcript is spliced from 6 exons. The record is from RefSeq and is a predicted model, not a curated record. NCBI's taxonomy places the organism in Eukaryota, Metazoa, Arthropoda, Arachnida, Araneae, Araneidae. The coding region runs from base 146 to 877 and encodes 243 amino acids.